AUGGAGAUUAGAGCCGCCGACGGAAUUCAAGCAGCACCGGCCGAAGCUCAGGAAACCAUGGCGUCGGCAACAAUGGGAUGCCGGGGUUUGAAGACCUUCGCUAUAAUACUCGGAAAUGAAAUGGUGGAGAAAGGCACUAGCGCCGGCGUCCAAGCCCUAUUGACGUUCUACCUGAAGCGCCAGUACUUCAUCAGCAACACUGCCGUUGCCACCACCUUAAUCCUGUGGAAUGCCCUCUCCAACUUCAGCUCACCUUACGCCUCUCUCGCCGCCGAUUUGUACGGACGCUUUCGAGUAAUCUCCGCCAGCAGUAUCCUCGCUUUCUUGGUGAGUAUCGCACAAAGGAAACUUUUCGCCACCGGAAACGAAGGAUUCGGAAUGGGGAUCAUGUGGGCUACCACAUUGUCCUCCAAGGCACGGCCACCGCCUUGCUACGAAAGCAAUGAUCCCUGCGAAGGACCGAACGGCGGGCAACUCCUUCUCCUAUUCACCUCUCUGUUUCUGAUGGGCAUUGGAGGUGGUGGAAUAAGGCGGUGCUCGCAGACCUUUGCCGCAGAUCAAAUCAUGAUCAACCGGCCGGCCGGCGCCCCAACCAUCAGUAGCUGGUACCAUAGCGGGGCCGGAAUGUGGGUCAUUAUUGUGGUUCUACUCUUGACCAUAGCUCAGGAGGAAUACGGGUGGGGGUUUGGGUUAGGAGCCGCUGCGGUCUUCAUGUUGCUAUCCCUCGUCGUUUUCUUCAUAGCCUCGGCCGGGUACAGUAAGCUGCCAGGAGGGACCGACGGCCGACGGGGCCCACGCCGUCGUGAAAAGUCUAAUUCGCGUCAUUAUAGCGGCGUGGAGCAAAAGGAGUCAAUCCACGUCUUUCUUAAUAAAGCGUGCUUGGUGGUCAACGAGGAGAAAGAAGUCAACCCAACUACGGGUCUGCCAACGGAUCCGUGGGCGCUUUGCAGCGUCGAGCAAGUGGAAGAGUUCAAGGCUUUGGUCAAAUUGAUACCAAUUUGGUUAACCGGAGUCUUGAUCGCCGCUUUAACCAGCCCACUCACGUUCACGUCCCUACAAGCCGAAACCAUGAAGCGCCAAUUCAUAGGCCGCCGCAUCCAGAUCCCGGAAUCGGCCUACGGGGUCUUCACCGUCGCAUCGUCGACUCUCUUGGUAACACUCUACAAUCUCUCCAACAAGUUCUUCGUUUCCAAUGCCGGCAUCCCGGCCACGUGGCGCUGGCGCAUGGGUAUCGGCGCGGCGUUUUCUUGCACCGCUAACAUCGUUGCCGGAGCAGUGGAACGUAUUCGUCGGGAAAAGGAGAUAUUCACCAUGUCGGCGAACUGGCUGAUCGUCCAGCUCUGCCUGACCGGUUUGGGUGAAGGUUUCAGCGCCGUGGCCCACAGUGAGUUCUACGACUCACAUUUCGUAGGGGUUGUGGUCCUUGAGCCAGUUUGCUGGUGGAUUGGUGGCCAGUUUGGUGUUGCUUAUGGUGAAGAAAUUGACGGGGAAAGGAGUGAGAAAUUGGGUGGCAGACGAUUUGGACCGGAGUCAUUAUGA
Linum tenue is the source of this 1539-nucleotide messenger RNA. The record is from the annotation of a GenBank genome assembly. NCBI's taxonomy places the organism in Eukaryota, Viridiplantae, Streptophyta, Magnoliopsida, Malpighiales, Linaceae.